AUGUACAAGUCGGAAACAUGUUCGACUGAAUCUGCCACAAAUGCUUCUUCCUCGCAACAUCCUGAAAUAGAAAGAACUUAUACAUCAAGCGACACAUCAACGAAGGUUCUAAAGAAGAAGAAGACUAGCACAAAGGCAUUAGUGAAGCAGGAGGAGGAGGAGGAGAUGAUAAAUGAAGAUGAGGAAGAAGCAUAUUACCAUGGUACACAGUUCGAAUAUGGUGGUCUUGAGGGGGAAGUUGGGCGUACACCUACGCAUGGUGAGUCGUCAUCGGACGUGGGGGAACAUCACUUAAAAACAGUGACUCCUAUUGGUAGGCCGCAACGAAAGAGGGUUGUUGCAUGGUAUCAGCGGACUCCGUUCACAGUGAUGCAAUCGACACCAAAAGUGAAAAAAAUCAGCAAAACAAGGAAGAAAAAAAUAGUGGAGAGUCCUGAAAAAGCAAAUGAGGACAUUGUCAAUGCAGAGACUAGUGAUGUUUCAAACCAUCUCUUGUUGGACAGUAUUUAUGCUGCUAGCACGAUGAGUUUUUGAAAAGAAUGGAGUAUGAUCUCUUCCAAACUCAUCACUAAACAUAGGCUGCAUAUGCUCCCACUGGAUAUAGAUUUUUGGUCGAGGUUACUUGUUGUUACUCACCAAGGGUGGUUAAUUUCUUCGGUAACAUUCCUUUAAUUAAAAUUUUAACUACUUUUUUAGACGAGAAUUUAUAUAAAUAAUUCUUAAAUUUUUAAUUUUAAAUGUACAGCAUAUUGCGAUAUGGAGUUCCUUGCUGAUGGAAAGGCGGCCGACGAACGCAAGGUGGACGAUAUUUCCUCAAGAAAUUAAUUUGGAACCCGAAAAAUCAUUUUUACUUAGGAAUAUAGCAAAUGGGCUUGGAGGCCGUCCUAAAUGGAAGGAUGUGGAUAUGGUUCUAUUUGUAAUAAAUGUUGUUGGUGCCCAUUGGUUUAUGGC
Messenger RNA from Lactuca virosa, 951 nucleotides. Lineage: Eukaryota; Viridiplantae; Streptophyta; Magnoliopsida; Asterales; Asteraceae. The record is from the annotation of a GenBank genome assembly.